Messenger RNA from Heterocephalus glaber (naked mole-rat), 3608 nucleotides. Lineage: Eukaryota; Metazoa; Chordata; Mammalia; Rodentia; Bathyergidae. The record is from RefSeq and is a predicted model, not a curated record.
ACAGCCCUCUGGGACGUUUCCUAUUAUUUCCGUUUUCAGAUAUGGGUAACUUGAGCAAGGACCACACACUGAAGGACCACAGAGCACUCCUACAACUACCCCUCUACACUAGGAGUUCUGGGCCUGUGGCCCCUCCCGGCUUUUCACUUUACCGCGAGCCCACUCCGGAGGACGGACUCCAAUGACGACACCACUUCCCAUGGUGCCUUGCGCAACUGCGCUGCUAUUGGCCUGGCAACUCUGCUGCUUUUUCAAAUUGAGGCGCGGAGUCGUUGGUCAGGUCCGGGGCGGGGAAGUGAUUGGAGAUUCAGUUGUCUGGGUGUUAGGAGACUUUCUCCACCGCCUGUUAAGAGUUCCGGGUGGACCGGGGGUCGCCGAGCUGUUUGUGUGGAUUCUCCUGGCCCAGCCAACACCGGGGCGGAGAAGUCAGACACCCAGGCCCGCGUCCAUCGCUGAGCCCUCCUCACCCCACGCCGUCAGGUCUUGACUUUUUGGCUGGGACAGUCAUGGCGUCCCAGCCGAAUUCCUCUGCGAAGAAGAAAGAGGAUAAGGGAAAGAACAUCCAGGUGGUGUUGAGGUGCAGACCAUUUAAUUUGGCCGAGCGGAAAGCUAAUGCCCACUCAGUAGUAGAAUGUGAUCAAACACGGAAAGAAGUUAGUGUACGAACUGGAGGACUGACCGAUAAAAGCUCGAGGAAAACGUAUACUUUUGAUAUGGUUUUUGGAGCAUCCACCAAACAAAUUGAUGUUUACCGAAGUGUUGUUUGUCCAAUUCUGGAUGAAGUUAUUAUGGGCUAUAAUUGUACUAUCUUUGCAUAUGGCCAAACUGGCACUGGAAAAACCUUUACAAUGGAAGGUGAAAGGUCACCUAAUGAAGCAUAUACCUGGGAGGAGGAUCCUUUGGCUGGUAUAAUUCCACGUACACUUCAUCAAAUUUUUGAGAAGCUUACUGAUAAUGGUACUGAAUUUUCAGUCAAAGUGUCUCUGUUGGAAAUAUAUAAUGAAGAACUUUUUGAUCUUCUUAAUCCCUCUUCUGAUGUUUCUGAGAGAUUACAGAUGUUUGAUGAUCCCCGUAACAAGAGAGGAGUGAUAAUCAAAGGUUUAGAAGAAAUUACAGUACACAACAAGGAUGAAGUCUAUCAAAUUUUGGAGAAGGGAGCAGCAAAAAGGACAACUGCAGCAACUUUGAUGAAUGCAUACUCCAGUCGUUCCCACUCAGUUUUUUCUGUUACAAUACACAUGAAAGAAACUACAAUUGAUGGAGAAGAACUUGUUAAAAUUGGAAAGUUGAACUUGGUUGAUCUUGCAGGAAGUGAAAACAUUGGUCGUUCUGGAGCUGUUGACAAGAGAGCUCGGGAAGCUGGAAAUAUCAAUCAAUCCCUCUUGACUUUGGGAAGGGUGAUUACUGCUCUUGUAGAAAAAACACCUCAUGUUCCUUACCGAGAAUCUAAAUUAACUAGAAUCCUCCAAGAUUCUCUCGGGGGCCGCACAAGAACGUCUAUAAUUGCAACAGUUUCUCCUGCAUCUCUCAAUCUUGAGGAAACUUUGAGUACAUUGGAAUAUGCUCAUAGAGCAAAGAACAUAUUGAAUAAACCUGAAGUUAAUCAGAAACUCACCAAGAAAGCUCUUAUUAAGGAAUAUACAGAAGAGAUAGAGCGCCUGAAACGAGAUCUUGCUGCAGCCCGAGAGAAAAAUGGAGUGUACAUUUCUGAAGAAAAUUUUAGAAUCAUGAGUGGAAAAUUAACUGCUCAAGAAGAGCAGAUUGUGGAAUUCAUUGAAAAAAUUGGUGCUCUUGAGGAGGAACUAAGUAGGGUUACAGAAUUGUUUAUGGAUAAUAAAAAUGAACUUAACCAGUGUAAAUCUGACCUGCAAAAUAAGACACAAGAACUUGAAACUACUCAAAAACAUUUGCAAGAAACUAAAUUGCAACUUGUUAAAGAAGAAUACAUCUCAUCAGCUUUGGAAAACAAUGAGGAGAAGCUUCAUGGUGCUGCCAGCAAGUUGCUUGACACAGUUAAAGAAAGUACAGAAGAUGUAUCUGGUCUCCAUUCCAAACUGGAUCGUAAGAAGGCAGUUGAGCAACACAAUGCAGAAGCUCAGCAUAUUUUUGGCAAAAAACUAAAGAGUCUGUUUAAUAAUAUGGAAGAAUUAAUUAAGGAUGGCAGUUCAAAACAAAAGGCAAUGCUAGAAGUUCACAAGACCUUGUUUGGUGAUCUGAUGUCUUCCAGUGUGUCUGCAUUAGAUUCCUUUACUACAACAGCACUUGGAUCUCUCACAUCUAUUUCAGAAAAUGUGUCGACUCAUGUUUCUCGAAUUUCUAAUAUGAUACUAGAAGAACAGUCAUUAGCAGCAGAAAGUAAAACUGUACUGCAGAAAUUGAUUAAUGAACUUACAACAGACCUUCUACAUUCACUGCGAACGGUUUUGUCCCCUACUGUGGUGUCUAUAUUGAAAAUCAAUAGUCAACUCAAACAUAUUUUCAAGACUUCAUUGACAGAGGCUGGACAGAUAGAAGAUCAGAAAAAAGAAAUGGAUGACUUUCUCAGUAUAAUGUGUAACAGACUACGUGAACUACAAGAGAGUACAGUUUCUUCCUUGGUCGAAUCACAGAAGCUGUGUGAAACCUUAAGUGAAGAAGUGAAAACAAUAAAGCAAACCCAUUCACAGGAACUCUGCCAGUUCAUAAAUCUUUGGGCAGAGCGAUUCUGUACUUUGGAAGAAAAGUGUGAAAACGUCUGGAAACCACUCAGUAGUGUUCAAGAAAAUACAAAGCAGAAAUCUAAGGAUAUAAUCAGCACAGCAACUUUUCACAAUAAAAAAUUUUGUACUGAUUUUGAUGGCUUGUCACAAAAACUCAGGCAUUUUAACCAAGAAGGUACAAAAUUGGUUGAAGAGUCUGUGAAACAGUGUGAUACACUCAACUCCAACCUGGAAAAAAUAUCUCAAGAAACUGAACCAAGAUGUGAGUGUCUGAACAUGAGUACAGUUUGUUUUUCUGAACAAUGGAUGUCAUCCUUAAAUAAAAAGGAAGAGGAACUUCAGAGCUUAUUGGAGGGUAUAAACGAAUGUUGGGAGGCUUCAAAGUCAGAGAUCACUGAAAAAUUAAAUGGACAUAAAGCAGAAAAUGAGAGCCAGCAUGAUAUUUUUCUUAGCCGGAUAAGAACUGAUGAAGAAAAUUUGUUAGCACAAAGUCUAGAACUUAAUGAAACUACAAAACUGGGUCUGAGUAAGCUUAAUUGCUUUCUGCAGCAAGAUCUCAAAUUGGAUAUUGCAACAGGUACAACACCACAGAGGAAACGUUAUUUAUACCCAUCAACACUGGUGAGAACUGAACCACGAGAACAGCUCCUUGAUCAGUUGAAAAAAGAAAGACCUGAGCUGUUAAUGAUGCUGACCCAUUCAGAAAACAAUGAAGAAGAGAAGAGUCAGGUCAUGAAUGAAGAAAAGGAAGUUCUUGAGCAGUACAUUGAACCUCUAAGUGAAAACCCACCUGCAGAUGUCAACGUGGAGUGUUCAAGUGGUGGGGUUCCGUUUUUCCAGGUACUGAAGAUAAUCAUUUCAGAUACGCCUUACACAUCUGCCCUAAGUCAGUCAUCCUCUGUUCUGUAG